AUGGUGCUUCAUAAGAAGAACCUUCCUAUAGAGAUGGUGCUUCAUAAGAAGAACCCUCCUAUAGAGAUGGUGCUUCAUAAGAAGAACCCUCCUAUAGAGAUGGUGCUUCAUAAGAACCUUCCUAUAGAGAUGGUGCUUCAUAAGAAGAACCCUCCUAUAGAGAUGGUGCUUCAUGAGAAGAACCCUCCUAUAGAGAUGGUGCUUCAUGAGAAGAACCCUCCUAUAGAGAUGGUGCUUCAUAAGAAGAACCUUCCUAUAGAGAUGGUGCUUCAUAAGAAGAACCCUCCUAUAGAGAUGGUGCUUCAUAAGAAGAACCCUCCUAUAGAGAUGGUGCUUCAUAAGAACCCUCCUAUAGAGAUGGUGCUUCAUAAGAACCUUCCUAUAGAGAUGGUGCUUCAUAAGAACCCUCCUAUAGAGAUGGUGCUUCAUAAGAAGAACCUUCCUAUAGAGAUGGUGCUUCAUAAGAAGAACCUUCCUAUAGAGAUGGUGCUUCAUAAGAAGAAUCCUCCCAUAGAGAUGUUGCUUCAUAAGAACCUUCCUAUAGAGAUGGUGCUUCAUAAGAAGAACCCUCCUAUAGAGAUGGUGCUUCAUAAGAACCUUCCUUUAGAGAUGGUGCUUCAUAUGAAGAACCCUCCUAUAGAGAUGGUGCUUCAUAAAGGCCUGAUUCCACCGGAGGCGUCGGUGGGCCGCUGCGCCUGUACGAUGAGGUGA
Messenger RNA from Gadus chalcogrammus (walleye pollock), 711 nucleotides. RefSeq lists its product as uncharacterized. Bases 1 to 711 code for a protein of 236 amino acids. The transcript is spliced from 2 exons. The record is from RefSeq and is a predicted model, not a curated record. Lineage: Eukaryota; Metazoa; Chordata; Actinopteri; Gadiformes; Gadidae.